AUGUCAGUUUUGCGGCAGAGAUGUUAUAAAUAUGCAGCUGGCUUUGGCUUGCAGGAAUUGAAGGGUUAAAUUCUGCAGUUUCUGCUUCGUCUGGUACUUUUCCGAUUGGAUAAAGUUGAUGUUUGCUGUUGGAACGCGAAUAAAAUAAGGUGUAAUGUGCAUAUUUAGAGAUGGAGACGAGCAUUUAGGCUUGUUGAAGAAUAGAUUUGCGCUCUUUUCUGAAUAGCAUCACAUAAUGCGCCGGUUCAGCAUCCUGUGUUAACAUAAGAAAAAUUACCAUUAAAAUACGCAUCUGAGAUUUAAUGACAGGAAAAUUAAGACGUGAAGAGCAAAUAUAAUCACUGUUUAUAGCGAUAAGCUAUAAAUAUAAUUUUAAUAAUAACAUUAAUAAUUUAGAUAUUUUUUAUUAUUCUCAGGGAAUUUAUAGCUAAUUUUGCCGGUGCUGCGGCUCAACUGGCCUGAAUAAUUUUGUCGUCUGUGCACCAUAAUAACCCGUACAUGUGUAGGCGAUAUUUCUCAGCUUGUGACCGAGAGAAAAUUUGUUUGACUGGCAAAUAGUUUUAUGAUUGGGAGGAGAACAGAUCAGAAAUGGAGGGCAGAUGUGAGCGCGCGUAAGUCAAAGCAGCCGCCGCCCCCGCCGCUCAUAACACAUACAGACUGUGUCUCAAAUCCCAUUCUGAUGCUUAUCUAUACGCCAUUUUCUCAACCAUAAUGAAGCCCAAAUAUGGUGCCUAGGUAGUCAGCUCACUAGGUUGUGAGACAUAGCCAUGAUCUCAUCGCCUCUCAUCUCAUACAUCAGACCAUUUUAACUACAUUAUCGCCUUGAAUUGAUCUAAUUCAAGGCUUUUAAACAGAUUAUGAUCCAGGAGAUAGAGUAGUCAAAUAAGUCUGAAUGGAAUGAUCUGUAAGUAAUUUCUCUUAGGAGAUGACCUGCUUCUAACAUCAAUAGCCACAUAUGAAUUUGCUACAGCACCUUUGCAAAGGUUGAGAGCCGAUAUGCAGAAUCUGAGACUGUUCAUCUUAACCAUGCUGUUUUACUCAGCAUUCUCUGCAACUCUGAAAGCCCAAGAAGAGUCUCAGACUCUGUUUUUUGGGGAAGACUUCUACAUCCUUGUGCCGGCAGAUGGAGCUGAUGUGACGUUCAGGCCUACGGUUGUUCCAGGUCCAGAGAAGCUGCUGAUGAGUUCUGGGAAAGUGGUGGAUCUUCGUGCCAAACUAAACUCUGCUUCGAGGCACCUGAUCUUGGAGAAUGUUGGAGAAAGUGAUGAAGGAGUCUACACCAUCACAUCUAACCAGAAUCCAGAGAAUGUUACACGCAUCACACUCUAUGUUAGAGAUUGCUCUAGUGAGGUCAUCAUUAAGUACGGCUUAGAUUUUCAUGUAUCACUGCAUAAUAUCUUAGACUCAGUGCGUGUGGGCUAUCGUCACAGUGCCGUGGAGGCCAAUCAGACGUCAUUGCCGGCUGAGGAACUGCUAAAUGCUGAUGGAACGCCCAAGGAGAAUUACCAGGACCGCAUUGAGAUCACUCCUCAGAAGUUCACUUUGCAUGGUGUUACAGGGGCUGAUGAAGGCAGUUACACCUUUAGUGAUUCCAUUGGGAAAGUCCAGAAGAAGAUCUGCUUAAAUGUGAAAGCACAUCAGAUAUUUGUGACCCUUUCAUACGGUGGGACUCUGAAAAUAAACUUGCACAUGAAUAACUCCCUAACUCGCCUACUGUACAAGCCUCAUUCUGAUAAAUAUAAGUAUUUGAUUAUGGAGAACGGACAGCUCAACCUGCCUCCUAACCUGGAUCUCGAGGGUCGUCUCUCUUUGGAGGACUCUUUGUGUCUUCUUACAGACGUGAGGGCCAGCGAUGCUGGAGUUUUCAGUGUGACUGACCUCGAGGGAUUCCUGGUGUCUGAUGUCCACCUGGAGAUGGAACCAUACAGGCUUCCUAAACUCUACAUUGCUAUCAUUGCUCUGGUAGCAUUACUGGUGUUGCUGCUGUUGGUGUGCUUGGUGUCAUGUUUGGUGAAGAUACGCAAACGUGCAGCAAAGGCCAGAGCCAUUGAGGAGAAAGUCCAGAAUGCAGGCAAAGUGGAGGGAGAUGCCUUUAGACAGGUUGUGAAAGAUGCCUGUACCCAUCAGAAUGAGGAAGCCCCGGCCCUGUCACAGAAAGAAGACAUCACUGAGAAAUCACAGAGCACAGAGGUCAGCAUUAAGGGUUUGGAGGUGUCAACUAAAGAGCCAAGCCUUCAAGAGAGGAACAUGGAGACCAGUGACUCUGGAGUGGGCUUUAAUACCACUGGACUCCCGCUUGACAGUGACACUGAUGCCCCAACAGCAGCCCUAGCAGAUUCUGAUGUAUUGAGUUCCUCUGCUGCCCCUGAUGUCAAAGCCGUUCCCAACCAAGCUCCAGAGUCAAAGACAGCCCCCUCACCUCCAAAACCAGCACCAACUGCUGAUCUGAAACCAGCACCUGUGGCCAAGUCGACAGCUCCUCCACCACCAUCUCCCGAACCCAAACCACCAGUAACACCUGAGCCCAAACCUGCUGCUACACCUGAACCCAAAAUGACCAUCUCACCACCAACUGAAACAAAACCAACCUUAAGCCCAUCACCAGAUCCCAAGCAACCUGUGACACCUGAUUCGAAACCAAGUCCAGUACCUGAGGCAACAACAACUGAUGUUAAACCAAUUCCAAGUCCAACCCCUGAAACUCCAAAAGCAGUAACACCAACUCCUGAUGCAAAACCAGCAGUUUCACCUACUCCUGAACCCACACCAGUUAAAGUUGGCACUCCUGAACAGAAACCCGCUGUGAGCCCUCUGGUUUCUGAGCCUAAACCAGCUUCACCCACUCCACAGUCUAAACCACCAGUCUCAGAGAUUCUCGACUCAAAACCAACUACAAAUGGUACUCCAGAAUCUAAGGCUGACAUAGAGUCAGAGCCACGUGCACCCAUAUCUCCUGGGCUGGAUGUGAAGGGCACAACCCCUCCCAAAACCCCUGAUACUGGGAAAAGCUCAGGCAAAACUCCUGAGCUCAUCUCCAGUGGAGGUCUAGACUCGGCUUCCCCCAAUGACAGUGCACCACCUUCAAGCACUGAUGGAGCUGCCACCAACUGAGAUUAAAACAUAGCCUCUUUCCUGCCUCCUCCUAGUGUAUUAACCACCACAGACAAUCGAGACACUAGACUUAACAACAAAGAAGAGCUAAGUGACUUCGUCUUUUAAAUCUCACUUUUAAUACAAAUUAACAUGCAUCAAUCCACUGUAAAUCCACUGAGUUUACCUAUAUUUAAUCACCCUGUAACAGAGUUCAAAUACAGAAAAGAAGCAUUUCAGACCUUAUACCACUGGCUGAUUUAAUACAGAAUGAGGAUGGCUGUCUGGGCUAUUCCAAGAAAGUGUACAGAGACAAAUCUUCCUUCACAGAAAUAAUACAUCACUGCAUGAAGAUGUUGACAAAAUAAAUUAUAUUAUCGGUUCCAUAAUCAGAGUUACUGUGGUUGAAUUUGGGGAAAGGCACACAGGAACAUGGGACAUUAAUCAUUUUCAUUCUUUAUGAGAUAAUUUCUGCUCCAUUUCGACCAGUCGGGGAAUCCGAAUAGCAGGACUGAUACUGAGAAAGUGACCAACCUUCUGCCGUCAGAGGACUGGAAAAGUGGAAAAAUCAUGUGUCAUUUUGACACAUGCAAGUCAACAUGUCAUUUUGACAAAGGUGAUGAACAAGAAAACAGGAGUGCAAAGGAGAAGGAAGAAAACCAUUUGACCAAAAAAAAUAAAUAAAAAAAAUCAUAAUCCUUCAUGGACUAAUCUGUGACUCUGUGACUGGAGGAUAUUUUUGAGAAUCUUCUUCUAUCAAUCCAACCUAUGACACUAAUCUAACGGAUGUUCUUGUCCAGAGAUGUGACAGUGCACAUUUUCUGUUCAUUCAAUAACAAAAAAUUGCAAUUGCAAGUUGCAAAAAUCUGUAAUCUGUAAAAACACUCCGUAAUAUUAAAAAACAAACAAACAAACAAACAAACAAACAAACAAAAAACAUACACAUUGAUGGCAACAGUAUAUGUAAACAGGUUUGUUUCUUUGAGUGAUCUGUGUUCAGACUGAUAUAUCUAAAUAGUGAGGCUGUUUCCAUCACUAGUGAAUUUUCUGGAGCAUUGGGAUUGGAAUUAAUUGAUCCUACUAAUAGCGGCAUUUUGGUUCACAAAAGGAAUUAUGCAAAUCAGGUGAUGAGAAAAACGCGAAAAAAAUGGUUGGUGUUGGAGGAUGCAGCAGACUACUGCAAUAUGCUGUACUUUUACUGGCACUUUACAGAAUCUCUCCACCACUGCGAUACAAACACCUGAAUUAGCUUUUUAAAAUGUGUUCUCAAUAGCACACCAUUUUUGCGAUUGUUUCAUCAUCAUUUGAUGAAUUACUCCCACAAUCAAAAAUGUACUCAAACACAUGUAAGGGAAACAGGUCAAUUUAGCUCAAAGGGAAUCAUUUAAGAUUUUAAAGGGAAUUUGAACAGAAUCACUGUUUCACGGCUGAUCACUGAAACGGCCAGCGAUUCACUGAACGAGCCGUUUA
This is a messenger RNA of Cyprinus carpio (common carp), 4560 nucleotides long. RefSeq lists its product as uncharacterized. Lineage: Eukaryota; Metazoa; Chordata; Actinopteri; Cypriniformes; Cyprinidae. The record is from RefSeq and is a predicted model, not a curated record.